UGGGAGAUUCUCCUCUGCUGCCGCUACAUACCCUUCAUUAUUGUCUGUCGUCGCACAGGUGCAUAGCACACGCUUGCCUGCCUCCAGCUGGCUGGAUUAGUCCAAAACUCGCGGUGUAUUUCGGCCCAGCGCAUUCCAUUGCGACUUAGAAUCGAAGGACGGGAGGCUCUUUCGGCUUGCGCAGGGCCGAGCGUCUACUCAGCCUGUGCUCGCCGUUAACGCUGGUCUCCCGGUGCGUGGCCGCGACAUCACGACGGAACAACAGUACCACAGGUUUGAGCGAGACGUCAAAGUGGUGUGCUUAGUCCCGGCGUGCUACGCUGGUCCGAGUCAUUACACAGUCUUUCACCAAGUCUUUAAACCGUGCGCGCGCACGAACUGCAGAUUCGUCAUUAACUCUCUUCUAUCACGAACAUUAACGAAGGCUAAUGUCAUCGCCUACGCCGCCUCCCCCUCCUCCCCAUGGCCAGCCUCAGUCGCAUGCUCAUACCAGCACAUCUGAAGUACUAUCCCACACGCCUCCCGUCUCUUCUCCCUUGAAUCCAUCCGGACAUUCCUCGCCUUCCCCCAAUGCAACUCCCACACAGAAACCGCUUCCUCUCCCGCCGACAGCCCACCCAUCUGGGUCAUCAACCUCUCUUCCGGCACAGAUUAGCGGUCCUCCGUUACGUGGUCGGCCCAGGGGGACCUCUAUCUCAACGGUCCGUAACCCCUCCCCGAACCGAGGCUUAGCAUUCCCGUCUCUCGAACGCGUCGCGUCCCAACCGUCCCAGCACCAGCAUUUCCCCACCUCUCUCGCGUCGUCUGCAUCCUCGCUCGCGCCCAUAGACCAUGAGCGCGCGCGCUCUGCGUCAAUCACCGUCGCAUCUCUGCGGCAUCAUCCGGCGUCCUCGCGCUCGCCU
Messenger RNA from Gloeophyllum trabeum ATCC 11539, 902 nucleotides. RefSeq lists its product as uncharacterized. The record is from RefSeq and is a predicted model, not a curated record. NCBI's taxonomy places the organism in Eukaryota, Fungi, Basidiomycota, Agaricomycetes, Gloeophyllales, Gloeophyllaceae. The annotation marks the transcript as partial. The transcript is spliced from 3 exons.